UUCAUCGUCAACAGCAUCCAACCACAAAACACAGUGUCAACUGGUCUUUGCACCUCCGUGCAAACAGUCACUCUCUAGUUCUUCUCGUCUUGCUGUCUCUCAUAAUGGCGCAUCGCAUAAUAACACAAGUCGUCUUUUCUGGCGCCCGAAUAAUAGGCCGCGCAGUCUCCGAAUCCUACCGUCAAGCCGCCGCCUCCCAGAAAUUCGCCGCCGCAAAUAAGAACGGCAAUGGCGGUACCUCCUCCGCCUUCUCCGCCUCGAACAUCACUAUGGAUGAAGCCUGCCAGAUCCUCAACGUUGGACCGGGGAAGAUGGGGAAUAUAGAAAUAGAGGCAGUGACGGAGAGGUUCAAGAGGCUGUUUGAUCUGAAUGACCCGAAGAAGGGCGGAAGUUUCUACCUGCAGAGCAAGAUUUUGAGGGCAAGAGAGAGGAUUGAGAGGGAGGUACAGGGGCAUCAAAGGGUGGCGGAGAGGGAGACAGAGCUAAGAGACGGGUUCAAGCCGAAAUUCACGAAAGAGGAUUGAGGUGCUCCACAACCACCUUGCGAUUAGAACUCGAUAUGGCCUCUGGCCAAUGCGUGGCAAUCGGCUUCACAACGGACCUUGUGCUCUGGUUCUCGAACCACAUCAUUGAUCGAUUAUACGGAGUGACAGGGGGCAAUUACGUGCAUAUGGACGGCGUUCGAGCGUAGCCUUUGGGCCUUUUAUACUGGUGCUAGGAGCGGUGGCGCAUUCAAGUGCGAUUGGAGACGAUUCGCAGCGCGAACGUGCUUGUUUGGUACUCCACUCCUACCUGUACAUAUAUAUCUGUUUUGAAAUCGUCACGUACUGUAUCAAUACAAGCCAACUGAAGACGGCUUUCGCUCAAUUCGAAGUUGGCUCUCAACAAUUUGAUGAUUGCCAUCUACAAAUGAUACUACUUGAUGACGACGGGCGAACGUAAGCAGUCAGAAUGUUCUAGACACUAAGUGUUUAUGUAGAUAUAAGCGAUCAGCUCACAAGAC
Messenger RNA from Cucurbitaria berberidis CBS 394.84, 1003 nucleotides. Its product is annotated as protein transporter. Gene Ontology annotation, cellular component: TIM23 mitochondrial import inner membrane translocase complex. Bases 105 to 524 code for a protein of 139 amino acids. Lineage: Eukaryota; Fungi; Ascomycota; Dothideomycetes; Pleosporales; Cucurbitariaceae. Gene Ontology annotation, biological process: protein import into mitochondrial matrix. The record is from RefSeq and is a predicted model, not a curated record. The transcript has 2 exons.